Messenger RNA from Sipha flava (yellow sugarcane aphid), 1205 nucleotides. RefSeq lists its product as uncharacterized. The transcript is spliced from 3 exons. The record is from RefSeq and is a predicted model, not a curated record. Lineage: Eukaryota; Metazoa; Arthropoda; Insecta; Hemiptera; Aphididae. Bases 116 to 1003 code for a protein of 295 amino acids.
UUAUAUAAACUAUCACACAUACAUACAUACAUAAAUAUAUAAAUAUAUAUAUCUAUUUGUGUAAUUGCAAAGAAAUGUUUCAUUAGCGCAAUUCAUAAAAAUAAUAAUUUGGACCAUGGAAGCUUCGGCAAAAUUAAUAAAAACAAUCAAGCAUUCUCAUUUAAUAGGAGAGUUAUUUUUCAAUGAACCCAAUAAAGCUUGGAGUAUGUUAAUCUUGGUUUCUUUCUACGCAAAACAUACUUUUCAAAUACCACCCGAUCAAAAUAUCGAUUUGUUAAACCCAAUACUCUUAUUGCCAGCACCAUCUGGCAUUUCUUACGAAUCGCUUCAUUAUCCGAUGCCUUUGGAUCAGUAUCAAGUAGUACCACUAGUAAUAAAUACUGGAAAAAUACCGCUAAUAAAUCACUCUGUCCAAGCUCCCAUACAAUAUUUUAUACCCGACAGCGAAAAUCAACGAACAUCUAAAAGUUAUGAUCCAUUGCAAAGUUCAAACCUUAGCCACCAACAUAGGUCAACUGCACGGCAAGUCACAAAAACGUAUUCAAAUUCACGAACCGAAAAUCGAUCCAAGCAAAAACACUAUCCUCCCACUACGAUGUACUCAGAGACGCAUGUUGAGAGUCAACCGACGUCUCGGUACAGUUACGGUUAUCAAAUAAUUGACGACAAUAUUGAAAAUUCAAAUGAUCAGCGCGAGUCAAGCGAUAACGAUAAUACAUCGGGUAAUUAUAAUAAUAAGUUGUCCGGCUUAACUAGGAUCCAAACGGUUUUUGAAUACACGAACACUCCAAAUGCCAACACAGUGGUCCAAAAACAGAAUACGAAAGAAACUCGUCAAAAGAACGAAACAAGUGUGUCUACUGAUUCAAAUCCAAUAGUUUUAAGGUCUGGUAUGAACAUAACGAAAACGGAAUUGAAAAAACAAUAUAUGAAUAUAACAAAUUUAGAAACAUCAAACAACGUGACCAAUAAAAAUGGAAAUGUAACAACAUUAAAACCAUAAUGGCAAAUAACUAACAGCUGAAUAUAAUACGGUGGUGGAAUAAUGAAUGCAAAUCGACCAUAAAAACGAAAAUAAUUUUUAUAUUUUUAAAUAAGUAGAGUAAAUAUUUUUUAAUAUACCUAUAUUGUUGUUAUUAAUAAUAAACAGUAUACUAGUAAAUUCCAAUAUCAAUAUUACAAAUAUUAUUUGUCACAUGAAUAAU